GUUUCUGGAGUAUUCGAGUCCAAUUGUCAACAUACGUAUCGAUGUUUUCGAGUCGAAACAAGUAGCUUUUUAAUGGCUUGUACGCCAGGAAAUUCUUUAAAAUUAAGAUAGCAGGAUGGGAUCUGUUGUUUCUAACAUGUAUGGAGGGCUACAGUACAUGAUGAGUUGUGGGGGAGACAAUCAAACGUUCCCUGAUAAUGGCCGAUCGUCUCUCGCCGCGACGCCAUUUGUUUGGAAACGUACCAGCUCCAUGUACUUUGAUGAAGAUGGUGAUCUAGCCCAUGAAUUUUAUGAAGAAGUUAAACCAAACAAGAAAGGGAAGAAGUAUUCCAUGAAGAAAGUAACUCGGCGACUAUUACCUCAAGGACUAGUUGAUUUACCGUAUCCAAGAUUAAAUGUGGAUUUUCCAGUUGUUAUGUGCGAGGCAUAUUAGAGAAAUGACCUCAAAAUUUCUAGAUCUAACCUCAUAUGAGAUGAAUGUGGAAUCUAUCAAGAACAUUGCUAAACAGCUGGGUCAUUCACGGACAAGACUUGCAUGAAAUUCAGAAUGUUACCAGAAACAUUUUGUUCUUGACCACAGAGUUAUUGCAUCGUCACGCCAGACAUCUCUAGCUACUUUCUUUCCUUGAGCUGGCAGUUACUCAGGUGACCAAUUUAACUGAACUGAUAGCAACAACUUCUGUUUUUUAUUGAGGAAGAAUGCAGAUGUGUAAAAUAAGACUGUGACUAAAUGCCUGGCAGCUAGGUAAAGGCUUAAAUUGACUAAAUGCUGACAGCCAGAAAUUUUCACAGAGUUUCCACUGAAAGAUUCUUUCACUCUUAUAAAGAAUGAUAGAUGUUUUUUAAGAAAUGUGAAGCAAUUCCCCUUCACUCAGAAAACAUUUCUGGUCAGACUGACAGGUAUGGUCUCAAAUAGACUAAAUGCCUGGCAGUCAGAAGUUUUCUGCCAAAUUCUUGUGGAAAACCUCAUUUAAAUCUGUCAACCCUUCACACGUGAACAUCAAUAUGCAUAAUCUCCACACUGUGUUCUCUACAUUUUGUAAGGUGCUGACAAGGAAAAUUUGCUUAACAAGCAUUCUGACUGCUGGCAUUCAGUCCUUUUAAGAUCAUGCCCAGCUGUGGGGCAUUUAGCCUUUAUGUUUAAAUAAUGUUUGUAGUGAAAGGUUGGGGACCUCCUCUCCAAUUGAAAUAAUUCUCUUCAGGGUAUUGUUGUUUUUAGUAGAAAUAACAAGAAGAUUGUACAGUAUUAUAAAAAAAUUUGGAUGAUG
This is a messenger RNA of Pocillopora verrucosa, 1268 nucleotides long. RefSeq names its product tumor suppressor candidate 2-like. Gene Ontology annotation, biological process: regulation of mitochondrial membrane potential. Gene Ontology annotation, cellular component: mitochondrion. The record is from RefSeq and is a predicted model, not a curated record. Lineage: Eukaryota; Metazoa; Cnidaria; Anthozoa; Scleractinia; Pocilloporidae.